AGAGUGAUCAGACCCGUCGGUUCAGUCUAGCAAUCAAUUGGGUUCGUUCUGUCGUCUGUUGUAGGUUAUCAAUUAUUAGAGUCAAGCAUGAGGAUGCAAUGACUCUUUAUUUGCAUCAUUGCACACGUAAUUUUUUCCUGUCUGCGAUUACCGGUGUCACUGACGAGGGUUCCUGACACGGUAAGAAAGAAGACCGAACGAAUGAGGUCCAACGUGUGCUCGUUUGCACGUCACGUCAUAAAGCGUAAUUAUCGCACGUUGCUAUUCUUUCCCGUUGGCCGAAGCCUCCGGUACAAUCUAUCGGCGCCCUGCAAGCAAUUCUCGUGGAUUUACACCAACCAGAUCAUGCCACGUUCCGUCGAACAUAUGCUUGGCAUGCAACGGAUGAGACAGAAGAUAAAAGAGAAGUCAGCGAAAUAUAUUGGAAAUACAAAGGUGUCGUUGCAGAUUCUGGGUACUGGAGCUUAUGGCACAUCACGAUGUGUCUAUUUGACAGCAGGUCACACCAGGUACAUUUUCAACUGCGGCGAAGGAACACAGAGAUUGGCAUACGAACAUAAGUACAAGCUAAUCAAAUUGGAGCACGUAUUUAUAACAUCAGCAACUUGGAAUAACUUGGGCGGCAUGCCGGGAAUGCUUCUGACGAUACAGGAUGCUGGAGUGCCAAAGAUCAAUAUACAUUGUCCCAAAGGAACAAUGGAGAUAUUUAAUACAAUCAAGAAGACCGUGCUGCUGCAGGCUCUGAAGAUUAAUGAGGCCAAAUGUAAUGAGUCGGAGCCAUAUAUUGAUUCAGUGAUGUCUGUUUCGUAUGUUUCCAUUAUAAAUCCAAAUGCGCAAGAGACAGAGUCUAUUGAUGUAGAAAAAGAUGUAAUCGAUAUUAAUUAUUAUGAUUAUAAGACCAACACAAAUAGCAAGCGAGUACCUGAUAGAAUAGAGAAAAAGUCUAAAGUCCAGAAGAUCGAUCAGAAGUCUGACAAUAGAAUAUCGUCUGUAAUGUCUUACAUUUGCAAAUUGCACCCUCGAGCGGGUACAUUAUCCUUAGAGAAGUGUUUAGAAAAGGGAGUGAAACCUGGGCCUCUACUCGGUCAGCUCAAAACUGGUGCAGAUAUUACUCUUCCUGACGGCACAGUUGUUUUGAGCAAGGAUGUUUGCUCGCCAGCAACGCCAGGCCCUACUUUUAUAAUUGUAGAGUGUCCAUCAGAAGAUUACUUAGAGAAUUUUGUAAAUCAUCCUGCCUUUGUGCGGCAUCAAACGGGAACGACGAACAAAGAUGAUAUACCAUACUGCGUCAUUCAUUUUACUCCGCAAGAUGUGAUGGAUAAUUCUCGCUAUGUGAACUGGAUGAGCAAAUUUGGUCUUAAUACGCGUCAUAUAGUCGUAAAUGAAGAGAAUCAAUGCAUGGGCACCGAAGCGAUGCACAGACAUCAGCACAAACUCCAUAUGCUGCACUCUGAGAUAUUUCCUUUCUUAAGUGAGGAAAGCUUCCAAGAGAAAACAAGGGUAGAAGAUCUACCCAUUAUACAUCGUCCCAAAACACAUCACACUGUUCAUCUACAACCGAAAUUAAGAUUCGAUACGAAGAAUGAGGUAUCGCUGCACCCAGAGGAAUAUGUAAACGAAGUUUUCGAAAUUGACGGCAUUUUAGAUGCGUUGGCGGAACUCCAAACAGAGAUCAACGCUCGAACGAAGACGUUACAUAUUGGCAAUGAGUACCCGAAGAUUGUCAUGUUGGGCACUGGAUCUAGCAUACCAAGUAAAGUCAGAAACACGAGCGGCAUACUUCUACGAGUGGAUAAAGACCACAGUAUGUUACUAGAUUGCGGAGAGGGAACAUUCGGCCAGAUAGUGAAAAUCUAUGGAAGGUCUGAGGCACAUAAUAUUUUAAAAACGAUAAAAGGAGUGUACAUAUCGCACAUGCACGCGGAUCAUCACAUAGGAUUGAUUGGUUUGCUGAAGGCGAGAAGGAAGGUCACGGAAGAUCCUUUGUAUCUGUUAGCACCUGGGCAUAUCAAUGUGUGGUUGCAUAUGUAUCAUACACGUUUUGAGCCUAUUUUACAUCGAAUGACAUUGAUAAAAAACAACGAGUUCUGUAUGGACUCGCAUAAUCCAGAGUUGUAUAAAUACAGAAACAUAUACAAUACAUUGAACGUGCAAGCCGUGAGGACAGUAUACGUCGAGCAUUGUCCUUAUUCUUAUGGCGUUUCCGUGACACUCCAUAAUGGGAAGAAAAUAGUAUAUAGUGGCGACACUAUGCCCUGUGCGCGUCUCGUGGAACUUGGUCAAAAUUGCGAUCUACUCAUCCAUGAAGCGACAAUGGAGGACGAUCUGAUAGAGGACGCGAGACUGAAGUUUCAUUCGACAGUCUCGCAGGCUAUACAGGCAGGUGAAAAGAUGAAAUCAAAGUUUACACUAUUGACGCACUUUAGUCAACGCUAUUCUGUAAUACCUCAUUUGCCGGAUAACAAAAAUGGUCCUAAACUAGAUAACGUCGGCAUUGCAUACGACAAUAUGCAUAUUAGCUUGUCGCAAUUACCGCUCUUGCCUUUGAUGUACCCAACAUUGAAAAUAAUGUUCAAUAAGUAUUAUCUAGAAAUAGAGGAUCGAGCUGCUCGAAGACAACGAAUAGCAGCUUAAUAAAUAUUUUAUAAUAAUAUAAAUUGUAUUACAGCUUUCGUCUUACCGACACCUGUCAUAGUUCUCCAUUGUUGACUUGAAAAGUAAACAUUUUUAACAGACUUUAAUGAAUGUUGCAUAGCAAUGAAUUUAACUAGUGGCUAAAAGUUUGCUUCUUUAAUUUUAACAUGUAAAAUUAUCACUCAAACUGAUUUGUAAACAAAGAUGGCUUACGUAUCUUACGAUUUUUAUAUAAAUCAAUUGAAAGUUGAAGAAUCAAAGAAUCCUACUAAAAUAGAAAACAACAAACUUGUAUAUAAUCCUGUAUAUAUAUGUAAAUCAGUUUGCGAAAGGAACUACAUUUGUGGUUGAAAUAAUUCGGUAAUAAAGUCUUGACCAAUAAAAAAUUAUCUUAUUGUAUCUUCUAAUUUAUUACAUCAAUUGUUCUUAAUGCGUUUCUAUCAUGAAAAGGUAGUAAAAAGAGAUGAUUGAGAGAGACUUACACAACUAUAUUUAAGAGAAUAAUACGUGUAUCGUCGUCUGUAAAUCGACCCAUACAUCUGAGCAACAUUUUUGUCCAAAAAAGUAAAAUAUUCAACGAAUAUAUUUUCGUCCGCUUUUCGCAUCGUACACACGUUUUGUUCUCGUUUAAAAUUAAGCGACGCGAGGCACACAUAUAGUACCAUGCUAUAAUUACGAUAAUUAACGUAAUAAUAUUGAAGAGGCAAACAUAUUUACAAGAGACUUACGUAUCUUAAUGUCUCUUUUUCUCUCUCUCACACACGCACACACCUCUCCAUUUUUUCCCAAAAUAUUUUUUCUCGAACUGAAGAAUUCUUAAUUUUCCACGUAUUAUAUUCCUAAAUCAUAUUACGAUUCUGUCGAUCUUUUAUUUAUCGUUAUGAAAAGAACGAGGAGACUGAAAUGAAACCUAUCUUAUUGCUAAAACACACGUGACAUCCGUUAAAAUAUCGUUCCCAAUAAACGUAACAAAAAAGAAAAAAGCGAACAGAUUUUCACAAAUCUGUGUGCUGCGAAUCUUUCCAACACCAAGCCUUAAUUCAAGGCAUAUUUCAUUUGCUUAACAUACGCAAUAAGCUAAUACGGUGUAAAGCAGAGUAAUACUGUACUAUUAGUACAGCAAAACUGAGUGUGCAUCUCGUUAAACGAGCUUUUCGUAUAACUUAUAUGAUCGUAACAGAUAUGUCUUAAUAACGAAAUCUGCAAGUUGAUACCGACCUAGGAGGCAGCAAUCGAAUAUUGGUCGAAUUGGAUCUGUGUCUCUCCUUUCAAGCGUGAUUCUUAAUUAUUAUAUAUAUAUAUAUACAUAUAUAUGUAUAUAUACG
Molecule: messenger RNA, 3959 nt
Organism: Trachymyrmex cornetzi
Lineage: Eukaryota; Metazoa; Arthropoda; Insecta; Hymenoptera; Formicidae
Gene: RNaseZ
Product: ribonuclease Z
Exons: 6
Coding region: 202-2634 (810 amino acids)
Biological process (GO): mitochondrial tRNA 3'-end processing
Cellular component (GO): mitochondrion
Molecular function (GO): 3'-tRNA processing endoribonuclease activity
Source: RefSeq, a predicted model, not a curated record